Messenger RNA from Cydia strobilella, 2715 nucleotides. RefSeq names its product nose resistant to fluoxetine protein 6-like. Lineage: Eukaryota; Metazoa; Arthropoda; Insecta; Lepidoptera; Tortricidae. The record is from RefSeq and is a predicted model, not a curated record. The coding region runs from base 91 to 2397 and encodes 768 amino acids. The transcript is spliced from 12 exons.
UUUCUUUUUUCAGUUCAUUAUCCUCCAAGUACCUGUCCAAGGUCGCAAUUGACCGUGAAGUGGAUGAUGCUCAAAUACUGAUUCACCAGGAUGUGCCUUAAACUUUAUCGUGCAACCAGGACAAUGAUAAUCGUGCCGAUCCUAGUGCUUGUGAGUGUGGUGGGUGCGAACGUGAACAUCACGGAGGUGACCAGCGGACAAUCCCGGAUGGCGUGGCUCCGGACUCUGAUGGACCACCACGACUGGCCGGCGUAUGUGGACAAAGAAGGCAUCGCCCUGCCUCCACAGUGCAAGGACGACCUCAAGUCCUAUUUUGCGGCUUUAAAUGAUGGCAAAGUGUGGGCUUCUAAAAUAUACGACGCGUCAGGGCAGUACAACCAGAACGUGAUGUUCGGCAACGAGUACUGGCUGGGCUCACUCAGCUCGUGCCGCGACCUGCAGCUCAAGCAAUACUACGCGUCCACGCCGCCCUUCGACACCAAGUUCCACAUGGUCAGCAUCAACGUCACGCUAGACGAGGAUCACUUGCCCCAGAGCAGAGUGAUUCUGGUGGGCGAGUGUCUACCAGCGUCGUGCAAUAAGUCGGCCAUCCUGGCUAUCAUGAGCGAGGCGGAGACCGCGGCUAGCGCGCGGGCGGCUGCCGCUGGCCUGCCGUCCUCCGUCAGAACCGUCGGCGUGCGGCCUGUCCCCAGCUCCUACAACGUACUGCACGACACAAAGCUACAUAUUUUAGGCACCGUAUCCUUUAUAGUUUUGUUGCUGAUGGUGACGGCUUCUUGCUACGAGGGCUACUUGGAGCGCCGAUUCAAACAGAGCACCGACCCGCGCGACCUGGAGCUGGCACAACACGAUAACAACAACAAACCGGUCAGCGACGGCACACAUCAAGCCGAUGGGAACUCAACCAAAGACAAUGAAGACAGAGACCUUCGCCGGGAAACUUGCGGGACAUGGACCGAGGUGCUACUGUCGUUCUCGAUGCUGUCGAAUGGUCGCGCCAUCCUCAGCACGCAUCGCCCCACCGACGGAGCGCUCACUUCACUACAUGGAAUCAGAUUCUUAUCGGUGGUAUGGGUGAUAAUGGUACAUACUUACCUGACUGUAUUCUACAUCUCUACGAACAAGACAAUGAGAACUAUAAUAGAACGGAACUUCAUGUACCAAUCUGUUGGCAACGCUUCCUAUUGCGUGGACAGUUUCUUCUUCAUAAGUGGCCUACUUGUUACAGUCCUGUUCCUAAGAACCGAAGACAAAAAGGCCGCAAGAAAAGAAGAAGUGAAGCAGCAGAAAGAUAAACAGGACAUUAACAAAAAUAUGAACGGUUACACGAAUUCCGCUUUAUCGGUAUCCGUCAUAAGCCAGAGUUCGUUCUGUCAGGACUUACUAGAGAAACCUAAAGGAAAGUUAUAUACGAAGGGAGAAUUUUUCAGUCUAAUCAAGAAUUUUGUGGUUCUGUUUUUGUAUCGAGUUGUGCGACUGUCACCAGCGUACGCCUUCGUUAUUGGUUUAAACGAGAUCACUCUUCGGUAUACCAACUCGCACUCAGUGUUUGAGCCGGCACAGUACGACCACGUCACUUGUGACCAGUUCUGGUGGAGAAAUCUACUCUACAUCAACAACCUGUACUCGCAGCGUGAAAUGUGUAUGGUUUGGUCCUGGUACAUGGCCAAUGACACGCAAUUUUAUGUCGUGGGCAUAAUAUUGCUGUUGAUAUCAGUGAAGCAUCCAAAGUUUGCUGUGGGCUUGCUGGGCGUUAUUAUGGUGAGCUCCUGGGCCACCACCAUCUACAUCUCCGUGUCGAGCAUGUACAAGGCUCGAAUACAGGAGCCGUUUGAAAUGUUCGACGGGCUGUACGACAAACCCUGGUCCAGAAUCGGUCCCUAUUUAGUCGGUAUGAUUGUGGGCUGGUACUUGCACAAGACGAAGUGCCAGGUGAAGAUGCCAUACUGGCUAGUGGCCGUGGGUUGGCCGGUGUCGCUCACCAUCAUCGGCAGCCUCAUCUUCGGGAUGGUGGAUGGCUACUUUGAGAUCUGGCCGACCGCUUUCUACGUCAGCGUGGGACAUACCGCGUGGGGCGUGGCGCUAGCCUGGGUGAGCAUCGCGUGCUGCUGCGGGUAUGGCGGUUUGGUCAACUCGGUGCUGUCGUACCGGGGACUGCUGCCGUUGAGCAGGCUCACCUACUGCGCCUACCUCGUACACCCCACCAUCAUGAUGUACACCUGCUUUCUUCUGGAUGGACCCUUCCAUUUGCAGAACUCUAUGGUGAUAAUUUCUUACUCGGGGUACGCGGUGAUGGCGUUUGUCACGUCGUUCGUGAUCUCGCUGGCGUUCGAAGCGCCCGUCGUGCGGCUGCUCAAGAUCGUCAGCGGUGGACACCGCAAAAGCAAAAGCCAUUAAUACGCUUCAUCUAGUUGUAAUAAUAUUUAGACGCGGUAAAUAGCUAGAAUAAGUUAAGCGUUUUGCUUGUCCAUAUUGGAACGUAACUAUGUACUGAGCUAUUUGUGGUAGCAGCGUAGGUUUAUUUAUACAUACAUUUUUAAUCCAUGACGUGGUCACCUUACAUAAUAAUAAAGUAUGCGGCGGCGUUGCAUUGUACAGUGGACUGCAGCCGAACCUGGACUAAAUUGAUAUGCAGGGCACGUGGAGAGCAAGGCUUUGCUAGUCGCAGUGUGCAAAUUGGGAAUUCGGCCUCUUUAGACCAACCAACGUAGGCGU